Messenger RNA from Helobdella robusta, 1335 nucleotides. RefSeq lists its product as hypothetical. Lineage: Eukaryota; Metazoa; Annelida; Clitellata; Rhynchobdellida; Glossiphoniidae. Gene Ontology annotation, cellular component: centriolar satellite; cytoplasm. The record is from RefSeq and is a predicted model, not a curated record. The transcript has a single exon. Gene Ontology annotation, biological process: outer dynein arm assembly; inner dynein arm assembly; motile cilium assembly. The coding region runs from base 1 to 1335 and encodes 444 amino acids.
AUGGACAAAAAUCAAGUCCUUUUGGCUCCAGAAGCUGAAGCAUACGUUGAGUCAUUGUCGAUUUUUGAUGUAACAGAGAUUGGUUCGCCAAGAUGGCUCCAACAGCACGAAUAUGUUGAAAAAUUAAACAUGCAAGCAAUGUGCAACGCCCUUCAAAAUGAAGAUGAGUUUAUUAAAGAAUUUCUAAUAACUUAUGAAAAGCUAAAUGUGUUGGUUGCUGAUUUGAUCAUUAUUGAUCUAUGGAAAGCUAAAGUCUUUCCUAAACUUUUGAAAAAUUUGAAUGAAAAUGGUCAAACAUUUCCAUUUUAUUUUAUUCUCUACCACGAACUUACAGUCGUAAAUUUGCUUGAAACAGUUUUGUAUCACCAGAAUUCAUGUGAAGCUGUCAGUGAGGUAUCUCUUGAUCUUAUUGAUUACUGUUAUAACAAACUGACAAAACUUCAAAGUAUUGGACAUUAUUGUGAAGGAAAAGAAAAUGAUGCGUCAAAAGAUAAAUACAAAGAAGUCAACACGACUACAUCUGAAGAGCUAAUGAAACAAAACAAAAAAAUUGACUUCAUGGUUGCCUUGAAAUCUCUCACGAUACUGAGAUUCAUGAUUGAAAACCUGGAAGUCAUAAGUCUAUCAGCCACUAAAAGAAUUUUAAACGAUUUAGAUGUUCCGAUAUUAUUCGUCCACCUGCUUGAGAAUCCUCCCUGGCUGUGUACUCACAUGAAGCAGCACAUGAAACAUGAUGGGACUGAGUGGCGUCCUGCUGCUGGCGAGGAAUUUUAUAAAAUCUCAAAAGUGGAGGGCCAGGUGUGGAUUGGUUUGUUUCAACUGCUGGUCACCAAGGUUCGAAAUAAUUACGAAUUCAACUCAUACAGGAAGAGCACGCUGUUGAAGUUGAGGCCCAUGUUGAAUGACUUCAUAUUAGAUCAGAUGCCAGUUCUCAUUGAACUACAAAGAUUUCUUGAUCAACUCAGUAUUUUUGAACCUGAGCCUCCAAAAAGUGCUUUGAUAAUUGAACAACUUCCUGAGAUCAAAAACACCUACCUACAGAAGUACCGUGGAAAGUGGGCCAACAUAGCAAAAGAUCAAGAAUCCAAAUACUUUAGCAGCUCCAGCGAAAAUUUCCAAAAAUUGGCCAAAAAUUUAAGUGAAAUAUACAGCUUUGAAAAUCUUGAGAACUUCAUAGAGGAGCCAGCAAAGUGUGCUUUGUGUGGCGAGCCCUCCACUAAGAAAUGUUCCAGAUGUCAUAAUGAGUGGUACUGCAGGAGGGAGUGCCAGGUGAACCACUGGCAGAAGCAUAAAAAAGCAUGCGAUCUCAUUUGUGGCGGUGCAGGUUCAAGUUGA